Molecule: messenger RNA, 2374 nt
Organism: Lingula anatina
Lineage: Eukaryota; Metazoa; Brachiopoda; Lingulata; Lingulida; Lingulidae
Product: ankyrin repeat and SOCS box protein 16-like
Biological process (GO): intracellular signal transduction
Molecular function (GO): protein binding
Source: RefSeq, a predicted model, not a curated record
AAAAUGUUAUGAGUGCGACGUAAACAUUAACACGACGUGGUUCACCAAAAUUUUGGCAGUAUGAACGGUUCCUUAGUCGCCUAGACUAUAUCUUUGAUCGCAAUCGCUGAAACACGCGUUCAUAAGGAAAGCAAACAACCUCUUCAGCUCAAGAGCAAGAGCUUAUACCUGUGAGGAAAAGUAAUCAUUCAAGAAAAAAAUGUAGUGCAGAAUAGCUUCAGCACAGAAAGAGGUGAAGCUCAUAUUGCUGUUUAGAGCAGCUUUAAAUUAUGCAGUGGGGAAUGUGUAACUGACUUACCAUGUCCUUUGUUGAAGAAUACUUCAGGUUCAUUCACACUCUAAACCAUCGCCUGGAUAACUUAACUCUCAAGUUAGGGAGUUCUAAUGGCAAGCAGCGUAUUCUGUACAAGGCAAUAUGGAAGAGUGACUACAGACAAGUCCAGAAGAUCUUGACUGCUGGCUAUAGUAAGAUUGAAAAUGAUAUGAAAGCACUGGAAAAAGCAGCUGCCAAAGGGGACUUGGGCAUUGUGCAAUUGCUAUUGGAUUAUGGAUGUAUCCCAAAAGAUCGAAAAUCUAAGGCCUUGGACCUGGCAGUGUUGAAGGGCCACACAGAUAUUGCUCUGUUGUUAAUAGAGUGGGGUGUUGAGUACAGGGGAAGAAACCAGUAUAAUGAGACCCUGCUCUAUGUAGCAGCUUGUGGAAAUCAUGUGGCUAUGAUCGAAAAACUGGUUCAACUUGGGUGUGAUAUGAAUGAGACAACCCGCACCUGGACCCCAUUGCAUGUCACAACCCAACGCAAUCACACAGAGUCUCUCCUAUGUUUGUUGCGGCAUGGGGCAGACCCCAAUGUGACCAAUGUGGACCAUCACACACCCUUAGAUAUGGCAGUGUGUCAGGAAAGUUUUGAAAAUGUUAGAUAUCUCCUAUUUGCUGGGGCCAAAGUAAAUAUUCAGCAUAUAUACAGCUUACCAGGGGUUCAACAGGUUUUUCAAAGAAACCCAGAGAUAUUAAUGCUUCUCAAUGAGAACAGUCGACAACCUCCACCUCUCAUAGAGCUUUGUAGAAUUGCCAUCCGCCAAGGCCUGGGCCAGCAGGUCAUGUUUGUAUUUCGGAGCCUUCCCCUACCAAAGAUUUUACAGCAGUAUAUUGCUAUGCUUGAUAUUCUUGUGAAACCAAAGGCUAGAUCAAGAGCAACGUCUUGUUAGAUAUGCUAGUGUUAACUCUUAAAUAUUUGAUGUCUUCGCUGCCAAAGAAAGUUUUUUGAAAUGGACAUAUUCAGUAACCAAAAAGUGUGAGCAAAAUGUAUUUGUAAUUUGAUAUUCAGUGACAGGAGGGCAGAGUGGAUGGUUGUUGCAACAUGUAUAAGGCGGACGUAAUACUGUGACACCAAAGCAAUGCCCAGAUCAGGUAAUGGUCAACCGCUGCAUAAUAAUUGUAUAAACUUGCACUUGUAAAUUUUUGCCAAAUCAUAGCAUGAGUUUAAUCAUUAUCAUACGUUACCAAAAAAAAUGUAAUUAAUUUUUUUUUAAACUACUGUGACUUAAAUACAGUGGCACUUUUUUAUUGUAAAUGUAAAUAGUACUUGCUGACUUACAGUAAAGAUGAAUUGCAAAGAGGUGGUGGUAGAUUAUUUUUAAAUAUAGUGGAUCCUUCACACACCCCAGAAAACAGUGUAGUGCUACAACCAUGGUGCACAGGCCAACAGUCCUCCAAAGUUGGACAAAAUCAGACUGUCUGUGGCUAUAUGGGCUUCCCACUCUUGAGUUGUAUUUACUUGUUUUCAUUCAAGCAUUUCAGAGAUUUUUAACACUGUUAACCCACAAAGACCAUGCAGGAAUACAGCUGUAUGAAACAGAUGGGGUCAUGUCAAUACUCCCAGGCACCUUUACUCCCUCGCACCGUUACUCCCCCACACCGAUACUCCCCGGCACCGAUUUUGUAUUAUGCGCAUCGAUACAACCCCAUAUCAAUAGAUCCAUGCACCGGUACAUCCCCGCACCGAUGCUUCCCGCACUGAUACUCCCCCUCAGUAUAUCUGUAAUUGUGGGGGAGUAUCGGUGCGGGGAAGUAUUGGUGAGGGCAGUAUCGGUGCAGGGACGUAUAGGGAUGUAACCAAACAGAUUGUCUGAAUCUAGUUACUAUAUUUUCAAACCACCAUUUUAUUACAAAGAUAUUCUAAAUAUAUCCAAGAAAAUGUAUUAACCAAUAAGUAAUUUAUACAAGUAGUAAUAUGAAUGUAAAGUCAAUGAAAACAUUUGGUUGAAGACAUCUUUAGUUCUGGAGCUCACAUUGACAAGUCAUAUUUUGUACAUAAAUAAGGACAUGUAUACCUAUGAUGGUGUAAUUCAGAUAUUGUGUUGCAUAUUGCAUAAUA